AUGGCCAUGGCCAGCUCCUCGCCGCACAAAUCUAGACGCAAGCCCAAGAAGAAGGACCAUGAGGGCGAUCUUGUCGACCGUCCACGUCCGACAACCUUGAUCCGGGCUCCCUCCUUUCCUCUCGCCGCUUUCCUCUGGCCCACGCGCAGCUCCUCGUCCCAAUGGGAGAUCCUGCCGCUCAUCCUCAUGCUGGCCUUUCUGUUUCGAUGGGCCGCCGGUCUUUGGGGAUAUUCGGGCUUCCAGCGCCCCCCCAUGUACGGCGACUACGAAGCCCAGCGGCACUGGAUGGAGGUGACGACGCAUCUGCCGAUAUCGCAGUGGUACUUUCACGAUCUGCAGUGGUGGGGGCUCGACUACCCGCCUCUCACGGCCUACCACAGCUGGCUCAUGGGCAAGAUCGGCCAGAUGAUCAACCCAGCCUGGUUCGCCCUCUACACCUCUCGCGGCUCCGACAGCGCGACACUCAAGUUAUUCAUGCGCGCAACGGUCGUCGUGUCGGAGUACCUCAUCUACAUCCCUGCCGCCGUCGUCUUCGUUCGACGGUUCGGCCGCCUCAACCACGUGGCUCCCUGGAAUAGCUCCCUAUCGCUCGUCGCCAUCCUCAUGCAGCCGGCGACCAUUCUCAUCGACCAUGUUCACUUUCAGUACAACACCGUCAUGCUCGGGCUCGUCCUCGCGAGCAUGUCGAGCAUGCUGGCCGAUCGCUACAAGUGCGCCGCCGUCUUCUUCGUCGCCGCACUGGGCUUCAAGCAGAUGGCCCUCUACUACGCCCUCAGCGUUUUCGCCUAUCUCCUCGGCCGAUGCCUCUUUCCGCUUCAACUUUCGCGACUAUUCGGCAUCGCCCUCAUCACAAUCCUAUCUUUUGCCGUUUUGGUCCUUCCCAUCGUUGUCGGGACGUGGUACGAGCGAUUCGUGGCCAUCGACCCUCGACCGCAGGACGACCCAGUUCCGCCCUUGCCUCUAUUCCCCUCUCUCGGCCAGCACGUUGACAACCGAUCCGUCCCCUAUGCAAUCCUGGAGCAGUUGCUGCAGAUUGUGCACCGAGUCUUUCCCUUUGCCAGGGGCUUGUUCGAGGACAAAGUGGCCAACUUUUGGUGCGCGGCCAACGUCGUGGUCAAGUUUCGCAAGCUGCCACCGGCCUUGCUCCAGAAGGCUUCCCUGGGAGCGACGCUGCUGUCCAUCAUGCCACCCAACUUGAUCCUGUUUCUGUCGCCCCGGAGGACGACGUUGCCGUUGGCCUUUGCCGCCACGGCAUGGGGGUUCUUUCUCUUCAGCUACCAGGUUCACGAGAAGAGCGUCCUCUUACCCCUGAUGCCAAUGACGCUGCUGCUGGCCGGGCCGCACGGCAUGAGGGGUGAUGUCAGGUCCUGGGUCGGCUUCGCGAACCUACUUGGGGCGUGGACCCUGUAUCCCCUGCUGCAGAGGGUAGAUUUGAGGGUUCCUUACGCCGUGCUCACGCUGCUAUGGGCAUACCUCCUCGGGCUCCCUCCGACCUCGUGGAAAGCGCCUUUCCAGGUGCAGGAAGGGCCGUCGGCGCGCGCUCAGUGGGCGAUGGCCCUGCUGCAUUGGGCCUUUUAUCUCGCCAUGGGACUAUGGCACGUUGCCGACGCCCUCGUCAGCCCACCCGCGAACAAGCCGGACCUCUGGGUCGUGGUGAACGUGGGCAUCGGGGCAGCGGGAUUCAUUCUCUGCUACUUGUGGUGCCUGUGGCGACUCGUAUUUGAGAGUGGUCUGCCUGCCAAAUUUUCCAUCAAGACAAAAACGCAAUGA
Messenger RNA from Drechmeria coniospora, 1770 nucleotides. Its product is annotated as glucosyltransferase. The record is from RefSeq and is a predicted model, not a curated record. Gene Ontology annotation, cellular component: endoplasmic reticulum membrane. Gene Ontology annotation, molecular function: dolichyl pyrophosphate Man9GlcNAc2 alpha-1,3-glucosyltransferase activity. Lineage: Eukaryota; Fungi; Ascomycota; Sordariomycetes; Hypocreales; Ophiocordycipitaceae. Gene Ontology annotation, biological process: protein N-linked glycosylation. The coding region runs from base 1 to 1770 and encodes 589 amino acids. The transcript has 2 exons.